Thalassophryne amazonica is the source of this 837-nucleotide messenger RNA. RefSeq names its product proteasome 20S subunit beta 2 (gene psmb2). Gene Ontology annotation, molecular function: peptidase activity. The record is from RefSeq and is a predicted model, not a curated record. The coding region runs from base 124 to 723 and encodes 199 amino acids. Gene Ontology annotation, cellular component: cytosol; proteasome core complex, beta-subunit complex; nucleus. The transcript is spliced from 6 exons. Gene Ontology annotation, biological process: proteasomal protein catabolic process. Lineage: Eukaryota; Metazoa; Chordata; Actinopteri; Batrachoidiformes; Batrachoididae.
GUUUCCCUGUGACGUCAUAGCUUGCGCCUGCUACAGUUUUGCUGUGUAAUGUGAACAGACUUAUCGGGGUUUUUUUGUCAAGCUACUUUAUUUCUUAUAUUUGGCUAGUACAGUUUUUACAGAAUGGAGUAUUUAAUCGGGAUUCAGGGGCCAGACUUUGUACUUGUCGCCGCCGAUAAUGUCGCAGCUAGCAGCAUCAUUCAAAUGAAACACGACUAUGACAAGAUGUUUAAACUGAGUGAGAAGAUUUUGCUGCUGUGUGUUGGAGAAGCGGGAGAUACAGUACAAUUUGCUGAGUACGUCCAGAAAAAUGUCCAGCUCUACAAAAUGAGGAAUGGUUACGAACUCAGUCCAGCAGCAGCAGCAAACUUUACACGAAAGAACCUUGCAGACUACCUUCGGAGCAGGACGCCAUAUCAUGUGAACCUUUUGCUGGCGGGCUACGAUGACACCGACGGCCCUGGACUCUUUUACAUGGACUAUCUGUCUUCCCUGGCCAAAGCCCCCUUUGCUGCCCAUGGCUACGGCGCGUUCCUCACCCUCUCCAUUAUGGACCGCUACUACAGACCAGAUCUGACCCGAGAUGAAGCAGUGGAUCUGUUGAAGAAGUGUGUGGAGGAACUGAACAGGCGUUUCAUCCUCAACCUUCCCUCCUUCACCGUCCGUUUGAUUGACAAGGAGGGCAUCCAUGACCUGGAGAAGCUCACCGUUGGCGCCAAGUGACCGCUUAACUACCAGCCCUCACGUCCUCGUUUUUGUUUUUUUUUUGUUUUUUUGUACCAGUGACCUCCUCGCCCUUUUUAUUCCAAUAAAAAGUGACACACUAUUCAAGUCGAG